UCUUGGAGGUUAGUGAGUAUGUUCUGGUGAUUAAGCUUUGGAUUUUUGAAAAAAAGUAAGAAAUUUCUGUUUAAGAAAGAAAAACAACGACAUGGCCAUGUUAAAAUUAUGCAAAUUAGUAAACCCUCCUGUCUUAAAAUCUCUCAUUCCUCUAAGCCCGUUUUCGACAACUACGACAAAAUUUUACGUCGAUAAGAAAGAAUCUGGCUGCAGCUCAGGUUCGCACGCCAGACCUGGAUCUAAAUUUACAGCUAAAAGCACAAGUGUCCAACGUCAAAAUUAUCAUCCAGAAUGUGAAAAAGCAGUCAACAACCAAGUAAAUAUGGAGCUAUAUGCCAGCUACGUGUAUCUGUCAAUGGCCACACACUUCGAUCGGGAUGACGUAGCUUUGCCCGGUUUCCGAAAGUUCUUUCAUGCAGCGCAUUUGGAGGAGAUUGAGCAUGCCACGAUGUUGUUAGAUUUUCAAAACAUGCGUGGUGGCAGGGCUGAGUUUUUCGACGUUUUAAAACCGAAAGUAGAAAAAUGGGGUGACACUAAAUCCAUGGUAUUAGCUGCACUCCAAUUGGAGAUGGAAGUAAAUCAGUCACUGCUAGAUCUGAGCGGACUUGCUACGAAACACAACGAUAUCAACAUGACCGACUUUUUGGAUGACUUCUUGAUGGAGCAAGUAAGGGGUCAGAAAAUGCUGGCUGACAUGCUGAAGAACGUCUCCCGAGUAGAGGAAGGUUUGGGAAUUUACGAAUUGGACCAACGACUGCUGAAAAAUCCACAAGCUUAUGCGCUCGUGACUUCGCAUGAAAUUAAUAAAAGUUAAACGAUGUGUGAUGGCAUGACGAAAUACAGAACAUGUUUACUCUUCAUUCGUAAUGAACUUCAGCAGAUAAUUUUCCCACAUCUCAGCAUGAAUCUUGAUGUACAAUCUCGUAAAGUAUAUGCACUGCAGGAAUAGACCAUGGUUUUUUUCGUACUAUACCCCUUUCUUUUUUUCUAACAUCUGAAAUUUUUUUUCUGGUGGGAUGUAAUAUGAAAAAACCAGUGCUAAUAAUUAUAAAACUUGAAUUACUCGUGAACAAUUACCUCGAAAAUCUAUCGCGAGAACCUAUAUUCUUUUCUAGGCAGUAUGAAAUUUCCCGAUGAAAAUUUUGUGGAGGCACUUGUCGCGACGUCUUCCAGAAAAUUCAGAGCUUGCAAUGCAUUCAA
Bemisia tabaci is the source of this 1200-nucleotide messenger RNA. Its product is annotated as soma ferritin. NCBI's taxonomy places the organism in Eukaryota, Metazoa, Arthropoda, Insecta, Hemiptera, Aleyrodidae. Gene Ontology annotation, molecular function: ferric iron binding; ferrous iron binding. Gene Ontology annotation, cellular component: cytoplasm. Gene Ontology annotation, biological process: intracellular iron ion homeostasis; iron ion transport. The record is from RefSeq and is a predicted model, not a curated record.